Cylas formicarius (sweet potato weevil) is the source of this 2384-nucleotide messenger RNA. RefSeq lists its product as uncharacterized. Gene Ontology annotation, cellular component: nuclear body. The coding region runs from base 1132 to 2277 and encodes 381 amino acids. NCBI's taxonomy places the organism in Eukaryota, Metazoa, Arthropoda, Insecta, Coleoptera, Brentidae. The transcript has 4 exons. Gene Ontology annotation, biological process: positive regulation of DNA-templated transcription. The record is from RefSeq and is a predicted model, not a curated record.
GUAGAGGUGCGACAACUGCGCGGCUUUACUGGUCAAACUCACAAAAAUCGGUUCACAGAUUAUACACUGUGGGUGGGAAACGUUGUGUGCACAAAUUACUUUAUUGCGUUUCACGUUAUGUUGGGCACAGAUUAUAGAUAUUCUGAGAAAAAAGAAGGGGCGCUAUUUUUCUGAAAAAAAUUGAAAUUAUUGUUUUGGCGUAUUUUCGAUGCAUACUACACCAAAACUUCGUUCAAAACCUAAAUUUCAUAUUUCCGAUGAACGCGCGUGCGGGUAUACUUUAAUAUCACAGAUAAAAGAAUUGUCUUGCUCCUCAGUUUUCGGUGUUUACGUUUGGGGUUAAGAUAUUGUGCCGUGUUUUGGAUAUUUUGUUAUUUUCUUCUUUUUUUUUUUAAUUAGUAGACAAACUGGUGAAUGUGUACUUUCCUGUUUGCAGUUUAUUAAAAAUCGCCUCUUCUUUUUUUUCUUCUUCCUUCUCCUCGAUAAUUAUUUUAAAUAUAACCAACCAAACCUAAAUUAACCAACUUAACAACUAAGAAUUAAAAAUAAAUUUGUUGACAAAAUAAAUAAGAACUAAAAGUUCAGAUUUUCACGAAAUUAUAUAUAUUCACAAGACAUUUGUUUCGACAACUGGUGAAACUUUGAAAACUCUUGUUUAGUGUUUAAAUGAAAGCAACAUCGUACAUAGAUUUCCAAUUUCCUGCCGGUUUUAAGUAUUUUUCUGUUUGCUGUUUAAUAAAAAUUGCCUCAUUUUUCUUUCAUUUCCUUUCUUUUCAUCGGCAAUUAUUUUAAAUAUAACCAACCAAACCUAAAUUAACCAAAUUAACAACUAACAAUUAAAAAUAAAUUUCUUGGUUGGUUGGUUUGGUUCCACACCUAUUAUUCAUAUGUAUAUAUUGUUUAUUGUUUGUAAUUAUUAUUAAUUAGUAUCUAUUAAACUAUAGGAUGAUUAGUUUUGGUUAGUUUCAGUUAGUUUCGGUUGGUUUUGCUUAGUUUUGUUUAGUUUUAAGAAAAAAAUAACUUUUAUGUUUUCUAUUUUCUAUCCAAUAUGCGGACGUGGAACAUAUUUUCGAGUGUGACGAGUGCCUAGCAAAAUGACAAUAAAAUGUCCACGGCGGCCUCAAUAAAGCGAUGGAGACGCGUACGCAGCCGAAGAAACGCACCUCCAAUUUCCGCGAAGACGAGACCAAACUGCUCAUCCAGCUGUGGGGCAGUCCGCAGGUUCAGAACAAACUUUACCUGACCCACAGGAAAGCCCCCGUGAUGCGCCUGAUAGCUGCGAACAUGCAGAAGCAUGGCUUCCAUCGCACUCCUGACGAGAUUAAGACGAGGAUCAGGAACCUCAAGUGCUUGUACCACCGGAUUAAGAAGUCGACAACCACGGGUACCGGGAUAGGCACGGUCGACCCAGACUGGCCCCAUUACAAAGCGAUGGACGAGAUUCUGAGCAAGAAGAACGUGCGCAGGCACGAGCUCCUCUACAAGGAGCAGCUGUUCGGUGACGGCGAGGUCACCAUCAAGCAGGAAAUUGAUGACGUCGAAUUCAACGACGAGCUAGAGUCCUAUACGUCGAACAGUAACGCGUCCGACGACGAGUUCGACGAGUGUCAGCGCGAGCCGCUUACUCCCACUCCGCUGGUCGUGUUGGAGGAGGGGGACCAGGAGAAGAUGAAACCGGUGAAGAUUGCGCCGAAACCGAUAGCAGCGCCGCCGCCGGCGGUGGCGUUCCCCAAUAUCCAGCUGCAGUCGGCGCAAGGCGGCGGCGGCGGCGCUGCGGUCGCGCAGAAGUCCGGCAACGCCGCGCCGACGAUACCUUUUCCGUUGCUGAUUUUGAACGGCGUACCGCACGGCACCGGACCCAACCAAAACGGAUCUGCGGGAGGCCCGGCCAAAGCGGUCCCAAUCUCUGCGGGUUCCCCAUUCAAUAACGCAGAGACGGCGAGGGUUCUACGCGAUCUGCUGGAGGUCCAAAAGGAAAACCUCGAACUCGAAAGGGAACGCCUCGAGGUCGAGAAACAAAAACUCGAGUUCGAACGCGUGGUGGGGUCGCAGCUGUUGACUCUCAUACCGAUGUUCGGCGCCAUAUUGCAGCGAAUGCCGUUCGCGCCUGACAAGGCCGACGAGCAGCCGAAGAAGAACGGGCUGAAACACUCCGACGCGCUGGAGGUAUUCAAAGACAGCAAAAUCCUGAAGGAGCUGCUCGAGAACGGCCUGCGGAAGUACCUGGACGAGGAAAGGGCGACCAAGGUCGUCCAGGACGCGGGAACAAACGCGUAGGUCCCAGCGCCGCCAUUAGUCCUGAUUUACACAUUCCAAAUUUUGUGAUUGUAUCUUAAGCAUCGUUUAUUUAUUUAAUUUAUUUCGUAUUGUUUCGUUGUUUUCCG